CCCCCGGGCGACGGAGCCGCGAGCCCAAAGGCGGGCACGGGGAGCUGGACGCCAAAGCCGUCCACGAGCGAGACGAACGAGGACUCGCAGCCAGAGAUGGAGAGGCGUCCUGCGCACACUCUUUCGUCGUCCCUGCACGUGCUCUCGAGCGAGGAUCCCGACUGCAUCAUCAUCGUGCGGCGCAUCAACAAGCUAGGCUUCAAGGCGGUGCGCAAGCUGAGACAACACUUCUCCUCGUACGGCACCGUCGUCCGCAUGCUGGUCGCGCACUCCACGGUGAACCUACGCAGCGGCGACCAGGCCAUACGCCAGCGGCCCAGCAGCCUGGGAUUCCUGCACAUGUCCGCCCCAGACGCGGCGCAGGCGAUCCUGGCGCUGGGGCCCGAGCAGGAGGUCGACGGCGUGACGAUCCGCGUGCAGCGCUUCGAGCGGUCCUCCUAUGAGCGGCAGGAUCUGGAAGGCGAGUCGGGGGCGGACAAGGACCGCCAGUCGAGCGACGCAGGAACCUCCGCGGCCACCACCGGGGCCGCCUCCUCGGGCGGCGCGGGCUCCUCGUACGGGGACACGUCGGAGAAGGCGGACUCGUCGGAGAGGGCGGACCCGUCGGAGAGGGCGGACUCCGAGGAAAAGGCGGACGACUCGUCGGAGAAGGCGGACUCGCAAGAGAAGGCGGACUCGGACAAGGUGGACUCCGAAGGGUAGGCGGGCUCGGACGAGUCGGUCGAGGAUGGCUCUACUGGGAAGGGCGCCGGUGCGAGGUAUUAGACCGCCCUCUGUAUGGCAGCAUACUGGCAAUAUUGCCAACAUAACUUCGUCUCAAAGGCAUUUCUGAAACACUGCGUUGCCGAAUUAGGCACUCCCCGGCUUCUCUGCAAUUUCUUUGUGUUUCGUAUUGAGCGGUGCAGUUUAGCACCCUGCAGUUUCUUUAACGGCCGCAAUGGGUCGCCCUCCCGGGUCCUCCAUAUGUAUACGC
This is a messenger RNA of Prorocentrum cordatum, 973 nucleotides long. NCBI's taxonomy places the organism in Eukaryota, Dinophyceae, Prorocentrales, Prorocentraceae. The record is from the annotation of a GenBank genome assembly.